AUGUUAGUUGUUGGUGGUAUUGAUCGUGUUUAUGAAAUUGGUCGAGUAUUUCGUAAUGAAGGAAUUGAUAUGACACAUAAUCCCGAAUUUACAAUAUGUGAAUUUUAUAUGGCUUAUGCUGAUUAUAAUGAUUUAAUGGAUAUAACAGAAAAAUUAAUAUCUGGUACGAGAAAAAAAGAAAAACAAUACUUUGAUCUUUUUCAAAGAUUGAAUUAUUUAUUUUCAAUUAUUGAUGAUAUUUUAUCUUGUAACAAUCUUUGUUUUUGUCUUAUUGAAAUUAAGUACAAUUGAGAAAAAUAGCGAUUUUAUUUAAAAAUCAUUCUUUUCUUAUUUUUAUUACAUUAUAGUAAAAAUUCUUUUCUUUAUUAAAUUUACUUUAACUUUUAGAAUAGAUUUCGUCAGAUAUUCUAAAUUCAUUUUAUUCAAAAUGACUGAAAUACUUUUUUUUUUUUU
Messenger RNA from Rotaria sordida, 453 nucleotides. The record is from the annotation of a GenBank genome assembly. NCBI's taxonomy places the organism in Eukaryota, Metazoa, Rotifera, Eurotatoria, Philodinida, Philodinidae.